CUGAACACGUUCAGUGCCGUGUCAAAUUUCGUUUCUAAGAGUGCGACCAAACAUCUGCUCAUCAUGGGAGCUUCCUCGAUUAUCCUGUCUACCGUUGUGCUGCUUCUGUGUGUUUCAAUGUGGAGCACCGUUGUUUCGUCUCCCGUUGCGGUCAGUGAUGUGCAGCAACCGGCGGUAGACGUAGCUCAUCAUCUGCAGCGACGAGAAGUUAUAUUCCGGCCACUGUUCGCGUAUCGUGAUCAGUUGAUUGAGAAAAAGCGCAUAACGGAUGCCAGAGAUCAGAACCAGAUCGAUCAGGCGGAAUAUGAGCGGCAGAUGCAGGCAUAUGAGCAGCAAUUGCAACAGUAUGAGCAGCAAAUGCAACAGUAUCAACAGCAAUAUGGCAAUUCCAAAUAAAAGAGUAAAUUUAACAUGAUUAAA
Molecule: messenger RNA, 420 nt
Organism: Topomyia yanbarensis
Lineage: Eukaryota; Metazoa; Arthropoda; Insecta; Diptera; Culicidae
Product: probable serine/threonine-protein kinase kinX
Exons: 2
Coding region: 64-396 (110 amino acids)
Source: RefSeq, a predicted model, not a curated record